Messenger RNA from Doryrhamphus excisus (bluestripe pipefish), 956 nucleotides. It is a transcript of the gene mad2l1, whose product is annotated as MAD2 mitotic arrest deficient-like 1 (yeast). Gene Ontology annotation, biological process: mitotic spindle assembly checkpoint signaling. Gene Ontology annotation, cellular component: nucleoplasm; kinetochore; cytoplasm. NCBI's taxonomy places the organism in Eukaryota, Metazoa, Chordata, Actinopteri, Syngnathiformes, Syngnathidae. The record is from RefSeq and is a predicted model, not a curated record.
CCACGCAUUGCACUCAUGCGCAUGCGCUCCAGCCAUUUUCGAACUGAACGGCGGGUCCUCGUCUGGUCUCCAGACAAGCUAAAGAAGAGUCGAAACGUAACCCAACUUUUGGUGUUAGUUAGGUAAUCCAUAAUCAAACAAUGACGAGUACGUUGAAAGGAAUUACCCUUAAAGGAAGUGCAGAGGUUGUGGCUGACUUCUUUUCUUUCGGCAUCAACAGUAUCUUGUACCAGCGUGGCAUCUACCCUCCAGAGUCAUUCACCAGAGUCAGCCAGUAUGAUAUGAACCUCCAAGUCACAGACGACCCCAAGUUGAAGGAUUAUCUCCACAGCGUGGUGUCGCAGCUCAAAGCAUGGCUACUCGACUGCACGGUGCAAAAGCUGGUGUUGGUGAUCACGUGCCUGGAAACCAACGAGGUGCUGGAGAGGUGGCAGUUUGACAUCGAGUGUGACAAGUCGGUGAAAGAGUGCAGUGCCCCCCAAGAGAAGUCCAUCAAGGCCAUCCAGAACGACAUCCGCUCAGUGCUCAGACAGAUAACAGCCACCGUAACGUUCCUGCCACUGCUGGAGACGCCGUGUGGCUUCAACCUCCUGGUCUAUACCGACAAAGACCUCGAGAUUCCGGAAAAGUGGGAGGAGUCCAGCCCGCACAUCAUCAGCCAAUCGGAGGAGGUGCGUCUGCGCUCGUUCACCACUUCUAUUCACAAAGUGACCAGCAUGGUGGCUUACAAGAAGGCAGACUCUUUCUAAAUACACACAUUCAUUCGUAUGUCAUUCAUAUUCAUAUUCAUAUUCAUAUUCACAUUCAUCGAUGGACUCGGGUACCAUCCACGACUCUAUAUCCAUAUGCUCCUUACCGGACAUUAAAAAUUCCUGACAGACGUGUAUGUUUGUGUAUUUUUCAAAAUGAAAAAGAUGGUCAAACAGAUUUUAUUUCAUAGAACAGCUGGGGGGGGG